Messenger RNA from Lontra canadensis (Northern American river otter), 1308 nucleotides. It is a transcript of the gene MAP2K7, whose product is annotated as mitogen-activated protein kinase kinase 7. Bases 1 to 1308 code for a protein of 435 amino acids. The transcript is spliced from 12 exons. The record is from RefSeq and is a predicted model, not a curated record. Gene Ontology annotation, biological process: protein phosphorylation. NCBI's taxonomy places the organism in Eukaryota, Metazoa, Chordata, Mammalia, Carnivora, Mustelidae. Gene Ontology annotation, molecular function: protein kinase activity; ATP binding.
AUGGCGGCGUCCUCCCUGGAGCAGAAGCUGUCCCGCCUAGAAGCAAAGCUGAAGCAGGAGAACCGCGAGGCCCGGCGGAGGAUCGACCUCAACCUGGAUAUCAGCCCCCAGCGGCCCAGGCCCAUUAUUGUGAUCACUCUAAGCCCUGCUCCUGCCCCGUCCCAACGAGCAGCCCUCCAGCUCCCGCUGGCCAAUGAUGGGGGCAGCCGCUCACCAUGCUCCGAGAGCUCCCCACAGCACCCCACACCCCCUGCCCGGCCCCGCAACAUGCUGGGGCUUCCAUCAACCUUGUUCAUGCCCCGCAGCAUGGAGAGCAUCGAGAUUGACCAGAAGCUACAGGAGAUCAUGAAGCAGACCGGCUACCUGACCAUCGGGGGCCAGCGCUACCAGGCCGAAAUCAACGAUCUGGAGAACCUGGGGGAGAUGGGCAGCGGCACUUGCGGCCAGGUGUGGAAGAUGCGCUUCCGGAAGACGGGUCACGUCAUCGCCGUCAAGCAAAUGCGGCGCUCGGGGAAUAAGGAGGAGAACAAGCGGAUCCUCAUGGACCUAGACGUGGUGCUCAAGAGCCACGACUGCCCCUACAUUGUGCAGUGCUUCGGCACCUUUAUCACCAACACGGACGUCUUCAUCGCCAUGGAGCUCAUGGGCACGUGCGCCGAGAAGCUCAAGAAGCGGGUGCAGGGCCCCAUCCCCGAGCGGAUCCUGGGCAAGAUGACUGUGGCGAUCGUGAAGGCGCUGUACUACCUGAAGGAGAAGCACGGCGUGAUCCACCGUGACGUCAAGCCCUCGAACAUCCUGCUGGACGAGCGGGGCCAGAUCAAGCUCUGUGACUUCGGCAUCAGCGGGCGUCUGGUCGAUUCCAAGGCCAAGACGCGCAGCGCCGGCUGUGCCGCCUACAUGGCGCCGGAGCGCAUAGACCCUCCGGACCCCACCAAGCCGGACUAUGACAUCCGGGCGGACGUGUGGAGCCUGGGCAUCUCCUUGGUGGAGCUAGCGACGGGACAGUUUCCCUACAAGAACUGCAAGACAGACUUUGAGGUCCUUACCAAAGUCCUCCAGGAAGAGCCCCCGCUCUUGCCCGGGCACAUGGGCUUCUCAGGGGACUUCCAGUCCUUCGUCAAAGACUGCCUUACUAAGGAUCACAGGAAGAGACCAAAGUAUAAUAAGCUACUUGAACACAGCUUCAUCAAGCGCUUCGAGAUGCUGGAGGUGGACGUGGCGUCCUGGUUCAAGGACGUCAUGGCGAAGACCGAGUCACCGAGGACGAGCGGAGUCCUGAGCCAGCACCACCUGCCCUUCUUCAGGUAG